AUGUCUACUCCGCGUCUUGUUGGGCGUUAUGAAUUCAUUAGGCUUGUGGGUAAAGGUGGAUUUGGUGUCGUUGAGGAGUACCGUGAUCUCCUCACAGGUGAGCAGGUUGCAAUUAAAAAGGUUCCAGCGCGGUUUGUGGAUCAAGAAAGUAAGCGUCUCAUUCGUGAAAUUGACACCAUGCUGUUUCUGCAUGACGCCCAUCCACAUGUGAUUGGUUUUUUUAAUAUGUUUGUGACGCCGUGCAAUGAUGUGGAAAGUCGGUUUGUAGAGGAUGGUGUUCGGUGCGGGGGGUCCGCGGUGUUGGGGGAGGCCCCGCAAAGUUUAGAUGUGGAGUCUCCAGCGUAUGCCGGUCUUAGUUCUACGGCAGCACUAUUCAAGCAUCACAAUCAACUGGAGGCUGAAGUGGCGAAAAUACGCGGCUGCGAUAAAUUUAAUCUUCAUAUUGUGAUGCCUCUUAUGAAGGGGGACUUACUUCACUUCAUCAACCAUGCGUCUCCUGCAGGUCUAAAUUUGUCAGUUACAGAUGACUUUAUUGAACAGGUAUUUGCUGUGGUGGCGUUUCAGAUUUGCUUUGGGCUAGACUACUUACACAAGUGUAAUAUCGUUCAUCGUGAUAUGAAGCCUGAAAACAUACUUAUUCGUUUGCACAAUACCAAUCCGUAUGAAUCCACAGCCCUUAUUGCGGACCUGGGGCUUGCGCGGGAUGCCCAAGCCAGUGAUACAUUUUAUGUUUGUACACGUUACUAUCGACCACCUGAAAUUAUAACGACAGUUUCCCGUGGGGAGACGUCGAUUGAUGUGUGGUCGCUAGGUUGCAUUUUAUUCGAAAUGGUGACAGGGCGUGCCCUCUUUACCGUUAGCUCAGCCCUCAAUGAGCAUGGUGUGUGGGAAGGUCAUCGCGCCAGUACUCAGUUAGAGGUGAUUUUGAAUACUAUUGGAACUCCAAGCCACGAUGCGAUUAAGCAGUUUAUGCCAGUGGGGAACGCACAGUUAUAUCUGCUGCGGAGUACCCCUCGCCCUUCACGACUCAUGGAAUUGAUGAGGAACAACUGGCGGCUGCAUACGACACGCGGCCGUCAAGCAAAGUGGAUGGACUUAAUCUUCCGUUGCCUCGUUUUUUUUCCAGAGCAACGCCCUACAUGCGAAGAAUUGUGCCGGCACCAACUCUUCCGAGACUUCAAUGUCUUUUAUGGUGAAAAUGUGAUACAGUACCCUGCGAGGGUUUAUCAACCGGCACAGGUGGGAACGCUGGUGGUUGAAAACAAGGAGAUUAUUUUGCGCCUUGCUCGGCGUGCCUUGGUGAAGUCCGCGCGCUACACCGAGGAAGGCGCAAUAGAUGAAACGGGCGGGGAGGAAGAAGAAGACAGUAUGGUUGCGUUUGGGAAUGAUCCCUUGCAGCGGGAAGAAAGGGCGUUUGAAGAGAGGAACGGGAGAAGCCCCAUGGCGGUGCUUUCCGCAUCAACAGAAAAUGACGUCUCUAGAGAAUUGAACUUGGAAACGGAGGGAACACCGAAGGAAUUUCCCCACCUGAGCGACCCCGAGCUUCGCCGCCAGUACGCCGCGAAUGACUUAUCUGGCGAUGCCUUGGACCAUGUUGUCACCAGGCUUCUCAACGACUUACAGUACCACACGCACGACCCGGAACGAUCCGAGCAAUUGAGAGCUCUACUCAAUUAUUUUGCCUCCCGUCGGUGA
This is a messenger RNA of Trypanosoma rangeli, 1695 nucleotides long. Its product is annotated as putative protein kinase. Gene Ontology annotation, cellular component: nucleus; cytoplasm. The record is from RefSeq and is a predicted model, not a curated record. Gene Ontology annotation, biological process: intracellular signal transduction; protein phosphorylation. Lineage: Eukaryota; Euglenozoa; Kinetoplastea; Trypanosomatida; Trypanosomatidae. Gene Ontology annotation, molecular function: protein serine/threonine kinase activity; ATP binding. The transcript has a single exon. Bases 1 to 1695 code for a protein of 564 amino acids.